UAAUAACAACCUAAUAUUGAACACAAUAUAUGAGAUUCAAAACUAUUCACCAUUCUCAUUCCCACCAAAUCAUUCAUUCAUCCUUCAAAGCCAUGCCAAUGGAUGCUUUCUCUCUCACUUCAACUACCAUUCCCUCCACUCUCACACGUAGAGACACUGCAGCAGAUAAACCUUCCUGUCAUCUCAACCUUUCCAAACAGUCACAUUUCAUGAGGUACCCUCUAAUCACAACUCUCACCAACAGCAGAAUCUGCAGUAACAAUAGCAUAAGAGCUCAAGCUUCAGGUUCAACCAAAUCUAGUACUGCUGAGGGGAUUCCUGAGAAAACAGAUUCCAAGGAUGAUAAUCUAGUUUUUGUUGCUGGUGCUACUGGAAAAGUUGGUUCGAGAACAGUCAGGGAGCUUAUAAAGCUUGGUUUUAAAGUUAGAGCUGGAGUGAGGAAUACUCAGAAAGCUAGUGCAUUGGUUCAGAGUGUUAAACAAUUGAAACUUGAUGGUGCAAGUGGAGGGGGUGAAGCUGUAGAGAAGCUUGAAAUUGUGGAAUGUGAUUUGGAGAAGCCGGAUCAAAUUGGAUCAGCAUUAGGGAAUGCAUCAACUGUGAUAUGUACUAUUGGUGCUAGUGAGAAGGAAAUUUUCGAUAUUACUGGACCUUGUCGAAUCGAUUAUAGAGCCACCAAAAGCCUUGUUAAUGCUGCAACUGUUGCCAAAGUAAAUCACUUCAUAUUGGUUACUUCAUUGGGAACAAACAAAUUUGGUUUUCCUGCAGCUAUUCUCAAUUUAUUUUGGGGGGUCUUGAUUUGGAAAAGGAAGGCUGAAGAAGCUUUGAUAGCGAGUGGAAUUCCAUAUACAAUAGUGAGACCUGGUGGCAUGGAGAGGCCUACUGAUGCAUACAAGGAAACACAUAAUGUAACUCUAUCAACUGAAGAUACUUUAUUUGGGGGUCAAGUUUCAAAUCUUCAGGUUGCUGAACUCAUGGCAGCAAUGGCCAAGAAUCCCGAUCUUUCGUACUGUAAAAUAGUAGAGGUCAUUGCCGAGACAACUGCACCACUAACACCUGCCGAAAAACUUCUUACAACGAUACCUUCUCAACGCCCUUACAUUUCUUCGCCUAAGAAACCAGAUGCAGCAACUGUCAGUAAUCCAGGUCCCUCUGCUAAUGUUGUAGCGGACGUACCUGUCAGUAGUCCAGGUCCCUCUGCUAAUGUUGUAGCGGAAGUACCUAGUAUUGCUCCUCAAAAAGAAACAGAACAACCAAAACCAGUGGCGAAAACGGAACAGCCACUUUCUCCUUAUACCGCUUAUGAUGAUUUAAAGCCACCAUCAUCGCCUUCUCCAACUAAGCCUAGUGACAAGAAACAGAUAAGCUUCAGUGACGCAGUUCCAACACCUAUUUCUUCAGUUCCAACACCUAUUUCUUCGGAUACUCCAAGUAGCAUUCAAGAAAUAGAUGGCAUUUCUCAGACAACAUCUUCCUCAAAAGGGAAGGAGUCUCUAUCUCCUUACGCAGCAUAUCCUGAUUUAAAGCCUCCUACUUCACCAUCUCCGAGUGUACCAACUACAUCAGUAUCCAAGAUUGAUACUGUUGUAGUAUCAAGCAAUGGACCAGCUCAACUUUCUGUCGAAGACACACCAGAGGAUGAUGGGCAGCAGCGCCUUCAUGAACCAAAGCCAAGACCACUUUCACCUUAUGCAAUAUAUCCUGAUUUAAAGCCUCCUAGUUCACCAUCUCCGAGUGUACCAACUACAUCACCAUCCAAGAUAGAUACAGUAGUAGUUUCCAGCAAUGGACCAGCUCAACUUUCUGUGGAAGAUACACCAAAGGACGAUGGACAGCAGCACCUUCAGGAACCAAAGUCAAGACCACUUUCACCUUAUGCAAUGUAUGAGGACUUGAAGCCUCCUGCAUCACCACAACCUUCCUUCAGAAAAUCCUAGGAAAUGUUUCCAGCCUAUGGAAUCAGACAAGGAUUGUUUUAUUGAAGAGUUUAUGCAGCAGCACAUAUGGAGGAUUGUCACUCGAAGUAUGAAGAUCGGAAGCAUUUAGUUGAAUGGAAAUUUUCUUGCCAUUUAUUUCUUGAUAACCUUUUGAGGAUAGUCACUCAAAAAAGCACUGUUGUUUAUAUAUAUAAUUUACUUUUCCCAUGUUGCAAGUUAAAUAAGGAAAAGGUAUUACUUUUCAAGAUCA
This is a messenger RNA of Vicia villosa (hairy vetch), 2184 nucleotides long. RefSeq names its product protein TIC 62, chloroplastic-like. The coding region runs from base 30 to 1934 and encodes 634 amino acids. The record is from RefSeq and is a predicted model, not a curated record. The transcript has 15 exons. Lineage: Eukaryota; Viridiplantae; Streptophyta; Magnoliopsida; Fabales; Fabaceae.